AUGUCCCUCUUCGAGGAGAUGAUAGGGCUUCCCAAGAAGCGGCGCAGCUUGCAGGAGCUUCUUUCUGAGUUCGAUGUCUCACUGAAGCAAGGGGGUCUGGGUCCGGUUGCUUGCGCCACGCUUGCCGGGGACAGCGACCUUGUGAAGACACUUGUCUCGGCUAAGGCUUCCGCAAACACGCGGGCGCCGGCAAUGCCUGAGUUUCACAACACUUCGGGUAUGACCCCGCUGCAUAUAGCUUGCUACUUCCAGAGCCAGAACCUUCAGCUUUUGAAGACCCUUCUGGAGCUUCGGGCAGAUGUGAAGAGCUCCAAUGCUAUGCUUGCCCCACCUUUGCAUUACUGCCGCUCGACGGGUGCUCUGCAGCUUUUGUUGGAGAACAAAGCAGGGAUCAAUGAUACUGGCAAGACCCUCGCACGAUGGCGACCCGUCCAAGUUGCGGCCGGGUUGAAUGCUCCAUCCGAAGUGCUCGCAAGCUUGCUGGAGCUGCGGGCCGAUAUUACAGUUCCGGUCUUGACACAUCUCGCAUAUGCCAGCUUCUGCAGUAACAGUCGGCGUUCGGCACAGCUGCUGCUUGAUGGUCGAGCUGACAUAAACCAACGUUUUCCAGUCGAGGGUCUGAUCGGUCUGUGUCAGUCAAUGGCACGGCUUGUGUUGCGUGGUUUCAAAGAUGCGCCUGAUUUUUUGAAAGUCGUUGCGGACGUAGAUUCUACUCCUCUGGGCUUUUGUGCCAUGUUUGGGAAUGAGGACCUAUUGGUUGUCCUUCUUGCAGCCAGAGCAGACCCGGCGAUUUCGAACAGCAGAAACUUGCGUCCAAUCGAUCUGGCUAGCUGUGAAAUCAUCCGAGACGUUCUUCGGGAUCCCAUGCGACACAUAUAUUUGUUUGAGCAUGAGGCUGACUUAGUCGAAGAAUCCUUUUAA
This is a messenger RNA of Symbiodinium sp. CCMP2592, 921 nucleotides long. Lineage: Eukaryota; Dinophyceae; Suessiales; Symbiodiniaceae. The record is from the annotation of a GenBank genome assembly.